Molecule: messenger RNA, 3420 nt
Organism: Aethina tumida (small hive beetle)
Lineage: Eukaryota; Metazoa; Arthropoda; Insecta; Coleoptera; Nitidulidae
Gene: how
Product: protein held out wings
Exons: 9
Coding region: 263-1330 (355 amino acids)
Biological process (GO): regulation of mRNA splicing, via spliceosome
Cellular component (GO): nucleus
Molecular function (GO): mRNA binding
Source: RefSeq, a predicted model, not a curated record
UUAUAAGGCAAAAGUCGAACUGCGCAGAACGGACUUGGGGUUUGCGCGUGCGCGUCGCGGACGUACGGCACUAAGUUUCUUCUUUUCCCCGUCUGCGGCCGCCGCUGUUAACUCAGUCCGAGUCAGUCCGAGUGUUGUAGUUUAGUGCGAGUGGUAUAAGCGUUCGAUACUGUUGUUGUUCGGUACUGAUGGUGGUUUAGAGACUCUAAUCAGUUAUCAGACUCUCUUCGAUUUCGGACAGUAUUGUGUGCUCGUGAACACCAUGUGCGACCAAACUGCGGCCUCCACGCAAAGCAUAGCCGACUACUUGGCUCAGUUACUCAAAGACAGAAAACAAUUAGCGGCCUUCCCUAAUGUGUUUAUACACGUCGAACGGCUUUUAGACGAAGAAAUAGCUAAAGUGCGAGCUAGUCUCUUUCAAAUAAACGGCGUGAAGAAGGAGCCGUUAAUAUUACCAGACCCAGAUGGGCCAGUGACGACCUUGACAGAAAAAGUAUAUGUGCCAGUAAAAGAACAUCCCGACUUCAACUUCGUGGGGAGGAUAUUGGGCCCCAGAGGCAUGACCGCCAAACAACUGGAGCAGGAGACUGGCUGCAAAAUCAUGGUCAGAGGAAAGGGCUCCAUGAGAGACAAGAAAAAGGAGGACCAAAACAGAGGAAAGCCCAACUGGGAACAUCUUUCAGAUGAGCUGCACGUACUUUUAACUGUGGAAGACACAGAAAACAGGGCACAAGUUAAAUUGGCACGUGCCGUCGAAGAAGUCAAGAAAUUACUCGUUCCCCAAGCUGAUGGCGAAGACGAACUUAAAAAGCGUCAGUUGAUGGAACUGGCCAUCAUCAACGGAACAUACAGGGACUCCAGCUCCAAAACAUCAUCAGGAACAGAUUUGAAUAUGAACUCUCCUGAACAACUACUUCAGUAUCAGCAGACAGCCUGCGACGAGGAAUGGAGAAGGAUAGCGGCGGCCACCGUGGAAACACAGCGACUCCUGUCGCCCGCCAUCCCCGGAUUGGCCACACCCCUCCGCAAUCCGGCCGCCCCGUUGGGUGCGCCGCUCAUUCUCUCACCCCGCAUGUCCGUCCCGACGACCGCCGCCUCCAUCCUGAACGGAUCCGCACCCCCCGGAUCGCUGCUGUCGCCCGGAGACCCGCACGGUCUGAUCUACACACCGUACGCGGACUACACGAAUUACGCAGCGCUGGCGGCGUCACCGCUCCUCACCGAAUACACCACCGCCGACCAUUCCGGUGCGGCAGCAGUCGCUAAACAACGAAGACACCUGGGACAGAUUAGAGAGCAUCCGUAUCAGAGGGCCGGUGCUCUAUCAUAAAAAUGCCCCCUUCAGGCUUGGAGUGCUAACAAGUCACAUCUGCGCCCCUCUAACGGACAGAGCACCGAAACCAACCCCCGAGGUAGCGGUACGUUAACAUUUUACAUCACUAACCAAUUCUCACCGGUCGACAAAUUUAUUAUUAUUAUUAUUACAAUUAUUAUUAUUAUGUAAUUAUUGCUACAUAUUCAUCGUCGUGUACUAAAACCAAAUGGGAAACGCACGUUACUUUUCUAGUAGUCUGUAUUGUAUGUACAUGUUUAUUUGGAUGUUGCGAUGACGAACGGCCCGCAAACGACUCCCUCCCCCGCACCAUGGGUAUGAUGCGGCGGAGACAUGGCGGAACCUUUUGCUGGCCGUUCGGACACUUUGCAAAUAGACAUGGAUGCACUCACACAAGUGUAUCGUAAUAGUAAUUUACUAAUGAUUAAUUCUCUAAAAGUACAAAAAAUUUAACGAGUGCCAAUCUAUUGUGAACUUGAUCGUAUAAUAAUAUACAUUAUGGUCUUUAUUAGCUGUAGAACAUGUUUUGCCUAACACACGCACACAUCGUUGAUGAUAUUGAUACUUUUCACCCUACAUACGUCCACUACUGUGUCCAUGUAUGUAUGUACGUCUUAUUUUAGACUCAGGAAUUUAUUUAAGUUUUUCUGUACUUGAUUCAUUGAGGUCUCUUUUCGAAUUAGUUUCCGUUCAGUUUUUUUUUUUUUUUUUUUCUUCUAUUUAAUUUUAUUUUAACUAUUCAAACAGGCAAAACAUUUUUAAAUUUCAUCAAAUCAUCCGUAAUGUAUUUAUUGAAUGUAACAAAUAAUAUGCAAUAAAUGUUAUGUAUUGCUUAAGGUAGGUAUAAGUUACUUAAUAUAGUUAUAUAUUUUAUUAUUUAUGCAGUUGAACAAAUUAUCAAACAAUAUUUAAUUACAUAGAAGAUAUAUUAUAUAGAGUUUUUGUUGUUUAUGCGAUUUAUAAAAUUAAUUAGUCAUUUUAUUAGAAAUUGUUUUACACACUACGCUCUUUGUAUAUGUUCGUAGCAGUGGUAGUAGUUAUCUUUAUAGAUCUACAUCUGGAUAUGAUAUUAUUCUCCUCGUUUAAUUACACAGUAGUAGUGAAUCUCAUUGCUCCACUCGUGUGGAAGACUAAAUGGUCAGGCACCUCACCAAGUUCCAGUGCCAAACAAACAAGUCCAUUUAUGUUUUAUUUCUUUAAGUUAAUUGAAUUCGAUAGACUGAACUGAUAAAAGAAUCUAGAGCUACUUUAAAAGAAAGAAAGAAAGAAAUACUACACCUAAUCAGAAUCUCUUUAUAUCCGUCCAGCUUGUCCACAAUUUUUCUAAAAUCAAUUUCCACGAUUCGGCAAUAAGAACAAUAACAAUAUGAUUAAUGUUAUGGUUUGUGUGCAAUAAUGUUAGAAACCAUUUUAUUUGAUUGUGAGCCACGUGCAAUAAAUAAUUGAAUUUAAUAAUACCCAUUAGUAUUUAUAGUUAUCCGAUAUCGGAAAGCGGAGAAAGUUCAAUACGCAUUUUAUGUUUCGUCAGUACUACCACUCAUUUGUUGUUGUCUAUCACAGAUCUGAAAACGCACAAAUCGAAUUGAAUUUUCCAACCAACUGUGAUAUGUGAACUCUCUCCGUUCCCAUUGAAGGAAGUAUUUAGUACUUUACGUUAUAAAUAAAGUCUCUUGUUGUACUUAGUAUCGAAAAUAAAUUUAUAAAUAGAAUUGUUGUAUUUUCAAAGUUGUUUUAAAUCCACUUUCUUAUGUAUGAGAAACAAACACUUAAGGGUUGCUGAUUGACAAGUGUGGGAUGAUUCUGAGAAUCUCCUUUCCCUAAUUCUAGACCUAAUUUGUGGUGUUUACUAACCAGUAAACUACUAACUAAUAAUCGGUAGCUUUAAUUUUAAAUGUAUAUUAAUUCUUAAGUGUAAAUUGUAUGUGUCAUAUAACAAUAUUAGCAUUAUUAUUAUUAUUAUCAUUAUUAAUUUAAUGUUGAUUGUACUUGAUUAUUUGAGUGAAGUCAUUUAAUUUGGGUUAAAAAUUGAGAUUAUGGUAUGUAUGUAUGUAACAAUAUGCACAAAUAAAUUUACUAAGAAAGUGUUA